CCCCGUUUUGUGCGUACGCAACGGUUAUAAAUGAGACCCCUGCUGAGGACUAUGUUUCCGGGGACAUGAUGGAGUUCAAGAUGGGUUUUCGGAGCGAGAAAAGAGUGAGGCUGAAAGCCGGUGUGAUUCCCUCAAUUCAUGCCGCUCCAGCCGCAGCUUCGGGCUCAGCCACCGGCGGCAGUGAAGAUCACGGACCGGUCAGAGAUUCAACGAUUCGGAAACGUGAACUGUGCACUUUGCUGGGAAAUACGGCACGUUUUGAAGCCACAGAUGCGCCUACAGCCAGUGAAGACUCGGAGCAAGAGGCCGUCGCUUCACUGGCUUCUCAGCCAAAAUCUGUGCUUCACUUUGGCUCACAGUGUCACAUAAGACCUCCUUAUCGUUCAUCAGCUAUCCAGGUACAGACACAGACUGUCAGUGUGGGGACACAGACCGAACUCUGUGUUUCAUCAAUUCCACUGCCCAGUCCAGUACAAACAGAGGAUGAAUCAUCCUCUGUUUCAAGAGAUCAACCAGAUGACAGGUCAUGGAGUGAAGUGGAAGAGAUGAGCGUGUCAUCUUCUGAGGAGGAGUCAGAGCCAAAGCAGGGUUCUCAGUGGGACUUCGGAGUUGCAGACAAGUUCAUUGUCUGUCUCACCCAGCUGAUGGCUCUCUUCAUCAUUUGUCCUGCCUGUUGUGGGGAAACCAAUGGUAACGUGGAGCAGCAGCAGGGAACAUUUGUUCAGAUCAAGCAAGCGUGGAAGAAUGAGCAAGCUGACAUAGUCAGCCAGCUGAAGGAGAUGGGGGGGGGGGGUCUAAUCCUCUCAGGCUUCCCCCCUACCGGUGACCGCCAGCAGCAUAGGGCCAGCUUCUAUUGGUCGCCAUAUGGGACCUACACCGUGAUUGAGGACCGCAUCAACAGGUUUUGGAUCUUCAACUUGUCCAAGUAA
Messenger RNA from Gadus morhua (Atlantic cod), 929 nucleotides. RefSeq lists its product as uncharacterized. The record is from RefSeq and is a predicted model, not a curated record. The transcript has 7 exons. Bases 66 to 929 code for a protein of 287 amino acids. NCBI's taxonomy places the organism in Eukaryota, Metazoa, Chordata, Actinopteri, Gadiformes, Gadidae.